ACUCGUUCCAAGUAGUGAGGUUUUGUUUAUUUUUUGAAAAAACAUAUAUAAUUUAUAUUAACGUUGAAUUAUGGACGAUUUGGACGAACUUUUUAGUUGUUUCACUAGUAAUAAUCAAAAUUCAAUAGGUCCUCCUACUGUUCCACCUCCAAAGGAUGUUUCAGAAAAGCCUAAAGAUGAUGAUGCUAAAGGCACAAAAAGACCAGUUUCUCCUGGACCUUCUGAGAAAUUGGAAGAAUCACCGAAGAAGUUGAAAAUGGAUCCUUUGUUGGAUGAUAUCAAUUUAGACGACCUAAACAAGCGCAUAGUAGUACACACAAUAGAAACAGUGGAAGGAUGUUUACACGAAGUAGCAUACCCCCCUGGAUUGGAUUACAUUCCUUUAAGACCUCCCAGUUCUGUACCAGCUAAAGAAUAUCCUUUCCUAUUAGAUCCUUUUCAAAAGGAAGCUAUUUUGUGCAUAGAAAACAACCAGAGCGUAUUAGUAUCUGCACAUACGUCUGCAGGAAAAACUGUUGUAGCUGAGUAUUCCAUAGCUAAGUCGUUGAAGGAUAAGCAGAGAGUUAUAUAUACAACACCGAUUAAAGCUUUAUCUAAUCAAAAGUUUCGAGAGUUUACAGAAGAAUUUAAGGAUGUCGGUUUGAUUACUGGAGAUGUUACUAUCAAUCCAACAGCUGCCUGUUUAAUUAUGACCACUGAGAUUUUGCGCAGUAUGUUAUACAGAGGCUCAGAGGUUACUCGUGAGGUCGGUUGGGUUAUUUUUGAUGAAAUCCAUUACAUGAGAGACAAAGAACGUGGAGUCGUAUGGGAAGAAACUUUAAUUCUCCUUCAAGACAAUGUGCGACAAGUUUUUCUAUCAGCCACAAUUCCCAAUGCAACACAAUUUGCUGAAUGGGUCUGUUUUAUCCAUCGACAACCUUGUCAUGUUGUUUAUACAGAUUACAGGCCUACUCCGUUGCAACAUUAUAUUUUUCCUGCAGGAGGGGAUGGAAUACAUUUAGUAGUGGACGAAAAGGGUCUUUUCAAAGAAGACAAUUUCAACAAAGCAAUGGCUGUGUUAGCAAAUGCAGGAGAUGCAGCAAAGGGCGACCAAAGAGGCCGAAGAGGUGGUAUUCGAGGCGCAAAUCCUACUGAAAGUAAUAUUUAUAAAAUUGUUAAGAUGGUUAUGGAAAGGAACUUUGCACCAUUGAUUUGCUUCAGCUUUUCCAAGAAAGAAUGCGAGACUUAUGCCAUGCAGAUGGCCAAACUUGAUUUUAAUUCCACUGAGGAGAAAAAGUUUGUCGACGAAAUUUUUCACAAUGCUAUUGAUGUUUUGAAUGAAGAAGACAAAAAACUACCACAGGUGGAAAAUGUGUUACCCUUACUAAAAAGAGGCAUUGGUAUUCAUCACGGUGGUUUAUUACCAAUAUUGAAAGAAACUAUUGAAAUAUUGUUUGCUGAAGGUUUAAUCAAAGCCUUAUUUGCAACUGAAACUUUUGCUAUGGGUUUGAACAUGCCUGCGAGGACUGUAUUAUUUACGUCGCCUAGAAAAUUUGAUGGAAAGAGUAUGAGAUGGAUUUCCUCCGGAGAGUACAUUCAAAUGUCUGGCAGAGCCGGUCGACGUGGCCUGGACGACAAAGGAAUCGUAAUUUUGAUGCUGGACGAAAAAGUUUCGCCGGCAACAGGAAAGGAAAUCGUUCAGGGCAAAGCUGAUCCUAUAAAUUCAGCUUUUCAUCUGACUUACAACAUGGUUUUGAAUUUAUUGAGAGUCGAAGAAAUCAAUCCUGAAUAUAUGUUGGAGAAGAGUUUUUAUCAAUUUCAGAACUUGUCUUCGAUACCGGAUUUAUAUCAAAAGGUCAUGGACAAAAGUCAAGAACUACAAACUUGCACAGUCGACCGAGAAUUCGAAAUAUCGUCCUAUCAUCAUAUCAGAACGAAAUUAGAUGACUUAGGUGAAGAAUAUAGAAAUUUUAUAACCAAACCGGAAUAUCUGGUACCGUUUUUGCAACCUGGGAGGCUAGUUAAGGUUAAAAACACUUUACAUGAAUACGAUUGGGGCAUGGUGGUGAAUUAUAAGAAGCAAAGAGUUACCCAGAGACCCAUAAGAGGCAGAAGGAACCCAAAUCCGAUGAGCGAUGAGGAGCAUCAUGUGAUUGUCGAUAUUUUGUUGCAUAUUGCCAAAAUUGAUGAUGCAGCAAAUAGUAGUCAGGUAUCAAAGAUACCUCCGCCUUGCUUGGAAGGAGAAACUGGAGAUAUUGAGGUGAUAUCAGUGGAACAUGGUGCCAUAUGGAAGAUUAGUUCUGUCCGAGUUCAUUGUCCAAAUGAUUUGAGACCCAUUGAUAGCAGAAAAUCGAUGUUUAAAACGAUACAAGAGGUUAAGAAAAGAUUUCCAGAGGGGCCUCCUUUGUUGAAACCGAUUGAGGAAAUGCAUAUCAAGGAUGAGGAAUUUUUGAAUUGUAAGAAUUUAAUAGAACAAUUUGAAGAAAGACUUUACAAACAUCCCUUACACAAAGAUGCUAAUCUUGAUAAGUUGUAUAAUGAUUACACAAAUAAACUACAAGUGACUGCGGAUUUUAAAAGUGCAAAACAGGCAUUGAAAAAGGCAAUGUCCCUUCUCCACAUGGAAGAGCUAAAGUGCAGAAAGCGUGUACUGAGACGUCUCGGUUACUGCACCCCAUCGGAUGUCAUAGAGAUAAAGGGUCGCGUUGCCUGCGAAUUGAGCAGCGCCGACGAAUUGCUUAUGACGGAAAUGAUGUUUGAAGGUAUUUUUAAUGGUAUCAAAGUCGAGGAGUGUCUCGCUCUUUUGAGCUGCUUUGUCUGUGACGAGAAGAGUCAGGAGACGCAGAAGGCUACUGAGACGCUAUCGGGACCUCUGAGGCAUAUGCAUAACCUGGCAAGAAAAAUAGCAAAAGUCAGCAAAGAAUCCAAAAUAGAAAUCGACGAAGAGGCUUACAUCCAGCAAUUCAAACCGCACAUGAUGGAUGUUGUCAUUGCCUGGUGUCGGGGAUCGAAAUUUGCAGAAAUUUGCAAAAUGACUGAUAUAUUCGAAGGAUCUAUCAUUCGAUGUAUGAGACGACUGGAGGAGCUUUUGAGGCAGAUGAUUCAGGCUGCCAAAAGUAUAGGAAAUACUGACUUGGAGAUCAAGUUUAGCGAAGGGAUUCAAUUGCUGAAGAGGGAUAUUGUUUUUGCUGCUAGCUUGUACUUAUAAAAGUAAGAGUAGUAAUGGACAUAUUUAAAAAAUAAAAUGAAUAUUUAUAUAUUGAUAAUUUAUGGACAACUAUUAUGUGAACUUGUUUGUCAC
Molecule: messenger RNA, 3280 nt
Organism: Ctenocephalides felis (cat flea)
Lineage: Eukaryota; Metazoa; Arthropoda; Insecta; Siphonaptera; Pulicidae
Product: exosome RNA helicase MTR4-like
Exons: 16
Coding region: 71-3187 (1038 amino acids)
Biological process (GO): maturation of 5.8S rRNA; RNA catabolic process
Cellular component (GO): nucleus
Molecular function (GO): RNA binding; ATP binding; RNA helicase activity
Source: RefSeq, a predicted model, not a curated record